CUUAUCUUCGUCACGGCGCCGAGGACGGCGACCGCGAGCUCGUGUCGUGCACGCUCUAGCUGGGACUUAUACUCGCCGCAUGUCCACUGCUCCCGCAGGUCGUCCCACUGCGCAUCCCCUCAUCCCAAACCACCUCUCCUCUGGCGACCCACUCGAUAGAGACCUUGCGGGCUUCUGCGACCACGGAACUGUAGAACUAGAACAGCGUAGACGCCGCCUGCCGACGCGACCGGGAUGACGUCGCGUGCACUCCUGACCACCUCCUCCGACCGGUCGCAAGGAGAACAGUCUCACUCUGGUGGCGAUGAGAGGGCACCGCUUCUGAGUGGUAGCAGGGCGAGGCCGGCGAAGAAGUGGUACCGUGCGCGACCACUAUGGCUGGUCCCAUUCUCAAUUACCGCUUCGAUCGUCCGAGGCAUGACUAUUGGCCCCAGAGUCGAAGUCUUCACUCAACUCUCCUGCAACGCUAUUUAUGGCCAUCACUCCUACAACCACACUUCCGAGAACACGAACACAAUCCUUCCAACUAUCUAUUCACGUGAUCCCACUCACAUCGAGUCCUUUAUUUUCGCUUUGGAUGGAAUGUCUCUUGCAUCGUCUAUUCUUACCCAUCAUCGACCCAUCACAUUUGUGACUCAACCCGACGACGACGAAGACGACGAUGAACGUGACCCUCGUACCCUACCCUCCAAGAGAUGUUCCCAGGAUGCAGCUGUUCAGAAAGGAGCAGCUCGUUUACAGACUAUCAUGACAUUUACGGCCGGUGUCCUUUCCGCUCUGACGACAGGCUGGUGGGGUCACUUCGGCGAAAUGCGUGGACGCACGAAGGUUCUGUCGGCAGCGACGCUCGGUCUCUUCCUGACCGAUCUGACAUUCAUCCUAGUCUCCACGCCGCAUAGCAUAUUCGCUGCACAUGGCCACAAGUUGCUCGUGAUCUCACCGAUGGUCGAAGGUUUGCUCGGUGGCUGGCAGACGCUCAUGGCUGCAGUCAAUGCCUACGUCUCGGACUGCACCUCGGACGGGUCGCGCGCGCACAUAUUCUCCCGCUUCCUCGGUAUCUCCUUCUUCGGGUUUGCCCUCGGGCCUGCUGUAGGCGCGUACUUCAUCCGCCACCCGUUCGUCGUGGGUCCCUUGCCAAGUCCGAGCGCGCACGGCACGACGCAGAACGUCACGACUGUGUUCUAUAUCGCGGCGUUGUGUUCGUUGAUCAACCUGAUGCUUGCGCUCUUCGUCUUUCCUGAGCCUACGAAGAAGGCGAAGAUUUCGGCGGAGACGCAGGCGCUGCCGGAGGGUGAAGGCUCAACGCCAUUGUCUCCUGGCAAACAAGGACAUAUGGCUGGCUUCUUGGGUCCCUUCAAGCUGGUGGCGCCCAGAGUUGUCCAGAAUCCGGACGGCACAUCCAGGAAGGAUUGGCGGAUCACCCUUAUCGCGACGUCCUUACUUGUGUAUGCUCUAUCGACAGGCAUCUUCCAGAUUAAAUACCUGUACGCAGUGCACGUCUACGGGUGGGAUGCCGAACAACUUAGCUACUACAUAUCUGCUAUGGGUGGCUGUCGGACACUGUACCUGUUGGUGCUGAUGCCAGUCGCGAUCUACUUCUUCAAGCCCAAGCCCAAGGUAUCCCCUCAGGCUUCCGCGGCUCCUACCGUGAAAGGGAAGAAACCGCCGCAGACGCCUGCGCAGAUCGCGGCCGAGAUGCGGUUUGACUUUGGACUUCUGCGAACGUCGCUCGUUAUCGACUUGAUGUCGCACGUCCUGGUGUCGCUAUCGUCGCCCGACUCCAGCUCGACCGCGUUCACGAUGUUCACCUCUCUAAGCAGCUUCGGCGCGGGCGUUGAUCCGGCGCUUCAGAGCCUUGCGCUGUGCAUCAUGCAGGCGAACGGCGAGGACAACCGCGGCCAGUUGUUCGGCCUGUUCGCGAUGCUGCGUACCAUCGGACAGAUGAUAAUUGGCCCGCUCAUAUUCGGCCUUAUUUACGCCGAGACGGUCGCGACGUUCCCCAAGGCCAUCUUCGUGGCCGCAGGCAGCUUCGCCUUCGCCGCUUUCAUCUUCCUCUCGCUCAUCCGCCCCGAUGCCGGGAUCAAGGUGCGCCGUAGAGUAGCGCGGCGCGUUGACGAAGGCGAGAUGGAGAGAGGGCGGUCGCGCGUGAGCAAGGACAUCAGCAAGUCUGGCACACGCGUUGCGGUGGUCUCUAUCGGGGGCACGCCGUCCAGUCAGGGCACGGCUUCUGGGUCGAUGACACACUAGAUGGAAUGGUAGGAUGGAUUGGAUGACUGACAGGGUGAUAGAGUGUUGUAUUUUGAGAUCUACUUUCUGUACCUGCCUAAUCUUGAGUAUUGUAUGUAUAUAUGAAUAGAACCGUUGUGCGUAUUGACAA
Rhodofomes roseus is the source of this 2377-nucleotide messenger RNA. RefSeq names its product MFS general substrate transporter. Gene Ontology annotation, cellular component: membrane. Gene Ontology annotation, molecular function: transmembrane transporter activity. The transcript is spliced from 8 exons. Gene Ontology annotation, biological process: transmembrane transport. The record is from RefSeq and is a predicted model, not a curated record. Bases 235 to 2247 code for a protein of 670 amino acids. NCBI's taxonomy places the organism in Eukaryota, Fungi, Basidiomycota, Agaricomycetes, Polyporales, Fomitopsidaceae.